This is a messenger RNA of Cryptomeria japonica (Japanese cedar), 1624 nucleotides long. Its product is annotated as receptor-like protein EIX1. Gene Ontology annotation, molecular function: protein binding. The record is from RefSeq and is a predicted model, not a curated record. Bases 220 to 1173 code for a protein of 317 amino acids. NCBI's taxonomy places the organism in Eukaryota, Viridiplantae, Streptophyta, Pinopsida, Cupressales, Cupressaceae. The transcript is spliced from 3 exons.
CUGAGUGGAUGUAUCCCAUCAAUAUGGCCUUCCAGUAUUUCAAUAUUGUUGCUUAAUGACAAUUUAUUCAGUGGCAAGAUUCCUUCAAGCCUGGGCAAAUUAUCUCGACUCCAAAUAUUAAAUCUUGCAAACAAUUUAUUUAGUGGCAAUAUUCCUUAUAGCCUGGGAAAAUUAUUUCAACUCCAGUUUUUAAAUCUUGCAAACAACAAAAUAAGUGGAAUGAUCCCUGCAAGCUUGUCCAAUUGCUCUUCUCUCACUGUCUUAAAUUUGGGAAACAACAGUUUGAAGGGAAGCUUACCAUAUGAAUUUAGUAGACUAUGGCAAUUAAAGUCAUUAGUUGUUCAUGGUAAUAUCCUGAUUGGAUCUUUUCCACCUUCAAUAUCAAAUUGUUCAUUUUUACAAGUUCUUGAUAUCGGGAACAACUUUUUUGGAGGUGAAAUGCCACCAACAAUUGGAAAUUUUUCCGAUCUAAGAGUAUUGGUGAUGAAGAAAAACAAUUUUAUAGGGAAUAUUCCUUCAGCCAUAGGCCAACUAAUAUACCUUCAGAUCUUGCUCCUUUCUUCCAAUCAUUUCUCAGGUUUAAUUCCACACACAAUUGUAUCAUUGCAAGCAAUGACAAUAGAAGACCAAGAUGGUAUUGUAUUGUCCAAUUUUUAUUAUGGGCAAAUAUAUCGGGAUGGAUUGGAUAUGACUUCAAAGGGUAUAGAAGAGCACUACACAUAUAUUCUUUCCACUCUCACAGCCAUAGAUCUAUCAAACAAUGAAUUGGAUGGAGGAAUUCCUUUUGAUUUUGGGAAUUUAAAGGGGUUAAGGUUUGUGAACCUUUCAAUGAACAAUUUGAAUGGGACCAUUCCAAGUAGUUUGGGAGAAAUGGGCCAGCUAGAGUCAUUAGACCUUUCAAGAAAUAAAUUUUCUGGAAAAAUCCCUAUGGAGUUUACAUCUCUUAGCUCUUUAGGUUUCCUAAAUUUAUCAAACAACCACCUUUCAGGAAGUAUACCCCAAGGAACACAGAUGAGUACAUUUGGAGAAUCCUCUUAUUCAGAAAAUUCUAAUUUAUGGGGGUGUCCCCUACCCAAAAAUUGUUCUUGGCCACAAUAUAUUCCUCGUCCUCCUGAAGUUUCAAUUAACAAAGAAAAGAAAAACACUAAAUAUCCUUUGUAUGGAAUAGCAUAAGGAUUGUCAUAUGGAGUAGCAUUUGGAGGAAUAGUGUCAUUGAUCUUGAUAAAAAUGAGUUGGAGAAGGAAAUAUUUCAGUAAAGUUGAUGCAAUCCUUAAAAUUGUGUUUCCUUGGAUGAAGGACUUGACACUAUAAAAGGAUACAUCUAUAAAAGGCAAAAACACAUUAUUGGUGGCUUCACCCAACAUAUUAUUGUAUAUAGUUUGAUUGUUAUGCUAAAUCAAGAUAAAAAUUGUUCUUUCAUAGACGGAGGACCUGGUACUAUAAAGGGGCACAUCUAUAAAAGGACUAUAAUUUUGCUAAGGAAGGCUUUUUGGUGUAUUCUCCUUAUUGAAGACAAAAACAAAAAUAAUGGUGGCUUCAUCAAGCAUAUUAUUGUAUAUAGUUUAAUUGUUAUGCUAAAUCCAUAUAAAAAUUAUGUUUCCAUGGAUGAAGGACCUGACACUAU